AUGCAAAACAACAACAACAACAACAAUAGUUUGAUUAGAAAAAGUAAUAUUAAUUCUUCUGGAUAUAGAAUAUCGGGUGAUCAAAGUAUUGUGGAUGAAAACAAUUCAAACUCAGAGUUUGGACUACAGCAGCAGCAACAUAAACAAAUUUCAACAGAGAAUCCAGUGUCUCCUGACAACAAUACAAAAAGCAGUCAUGUCACCACUAUAGCUACUUCUCCUCCUAUUUUUAUAGUUGAUAAAUAUUCUGAUGAUCAAAUUUAUUCCCCUUCGACGGCAUCUUACUUUUAUAUCAAUAAUAAUAAUAAUAAUAAUAAUAGUAGUAGUUCUCAACAUAGCGAUACAAAGGUUUUAUCACCUUGGGUAAAUAAUCAUAUUCCAACAACAAAAACUAUCCCCUCCUCUGGACAUCCUACAACAACAACAACAACUAUAGCAACUACAACAAAAACUAAUCUUUCUGAAAAAUCACUGCCAUUAUUGUUGGUAGAGUUGGUUGAAAAUGUAAAAAGAGAAGAAAUAUUAAAUGAGAUUGCUCGGGCCUCCAAUCGAGUGUGUAAUACAUUGAUUUUAUUUCAAACAAUUGCCAAUAACCCAGAAUAUAGAAUACUUUUAGUCAAUGCAAAAAUAUUUGUUUAUAUUUAUCCAUUUUUAAAAACAGUUGCAAAAACAAAACCUUUUGAAUAUCUUAGAUUUUCUAGUUUGUCUGUUAUUAGUUCCAUCAUCAAAGUUGAAAUCAAGGAUGUUUUGAAAUUCCUUUUAGAAAGUGAUAUUUCGGUUCCUUGUUUGAAAAUAAUGGAGUUUGGUAGUGAAUUGUCAAAAACAGUAUCAACAUUUAUAAUUCAAAAAUUAUUAAAUGAAGAUGAAGGAUUAAACUACUUUUCAAAUACACCAAUUAGAUUGAAAACAAUAUUUUGUUCAUUAAAUGCAAUGGUUGAAGCAAUGUUGCCAGACAAGAUGUCAUCAAGAUUAUUAAAGCAUAUUAUAAGAUGUUAUCUUCGUCUCUCUGAUAACUCUAGAGCUAGAGAAAUGUUAUCUUCUCAAUUGCCCUUAUGUUUUUCCAAUGGACAAUUAAAUGACUUUCUCAACCAAGAAGGUGACAUGAUAGUAAAAAGAUGGUUUCACCAAUUAAUGUCAAACGUUAAUCCACCUCCACCUCAUCCUCGUCAUAGUGUUAAACGACACGAUGAAAAGGUCUUUUAG
Messenger RNA from Cavenderia fasciculata, 1203 nucleotides. Its product is annotated as cell differentiation family. The record is from RefSeq and is a predicted model, not a curated record. Gene Ontology annotation, cellular component: CCR4-NOT complex; CCR4-NOT core complex; P-body. The transcript has 6 exons. Gene Ontology annotation, biological process: mRNA catabolic process; negative regulation of translation. Bases 1 to 1203 code for a protein of 400 amino acids. NCBI's taxonomy places the organism in Eukaryota, Evosea, Eumycetozoa, Acytosteliales, Cavenderiaceae.